Messenger RNA from Prunus armeniaca (apricot), 228 nucleotides. The record is from the annotation of a GenBank genome assembly. NCBI's taxonomy places the organism in Eukaryota, Viridiplantae, Streptophyta, Magnoliopsida, Rosales, Rosaceae.
AUGAUGGAACUUCUAGCUAUUCGUCAUGCGCUCAGUGAAUGUUCUCACUUUCAUCUAACAGAAUUAAUUGUGGAGUCGGAUUCUCAAAAGGGAAUCUCAAUGCUUAAUGGUCGGGUUACAGUGGACUCAGAUCUGGAGGGAAUUGUCUUUGAUAUCCAGCAGUUGGUGGCUUCUCUUUCUCGGGGGGUAAUCAUGUUUGAGAUCACCUUGGAACUGACUGGCUCUUAA